AUGGUCUCCAUCAUGUCCUACCAGUAUCCUCCUCUACCAAACACUCCCGAGGUGGACAUGUCUCACCCCGGGUACGCGCCCGGCUACAGCGCGCCGGCUCCGGGUCCUCCGAUGAUGGUCCCGAGAUCCCACGAUCAAUCAAUCAAGGAGCGCGAGGAAUCCUUCCCACAGGCGAGUCUGAAGUUGAAACGUUCGAGGACUAAGCCUAAUGUCAGACCGCGGCAGGCCAACAUCCCCGACCCAAGCCAGGCUGCGUUGGCGAACGACAAGAAGAGAAACAAGCUAGGUUAUCAUCGAACCUCGGUAGCUUGUGGACACUGUCGUCGACGGAAGAUCCGUUGCAUCCCCUCGCCUUCCGACACCCUGGGCAGAUGUAUCAACUGCAUCAGACUGAAAAAGGAGUGUAGCUUCUAUCCCGUAGACCAGCCACCGGCACCGCAGUCGACAGAGGCGCGGCCAAAGGCGCCAUCCCGAGCUUCGACAGGGCCCAAGGUCACGUCUGCGUCUUCGUCCCCGGCCAUGGCUCCUGGCCAGUCGCCGGACAUGUCCCAAUACCAGCAGUAUCAGCACGUGGCGAUGCCUCCGGCAAACAUGGCCCCGCCUGCAAUGAGACCGGCGGGCGUCGAAGGGGGUAAGCUGAUGCGCUUGAUUGAAAGCCGAGGAGUUGCUAACAGCACAAUAGUGCCUUCUGGCGCGUCCUCGUCCUCUCGGUCGUUUGACUUUCAGGGUCAGCAAAUGGCAAAUUGGAUGCCGCAUGACGCGGCUUCCGGCGCUGCAAAGCCUUCUAACCUGAACGAGACGUGGACGUCGUACCCGCAGGAGUCUCCAAUCACGCCGUCCUUUUCGCCGUACACUCCUCAAGGACCUGGCCCUGCCGGUUGGGGGGCAGCCAUCAACACCGAUCCUAACAUUCGCGAAGAGAUGAACUGGGCCUCUUUUGUACCGGCCGGCUCGGUGCCGUUCCCCGGUCAAGCCCAGAUGCCGAACCAGUACGCCGCCAUGCCUCAAGGCCGCUCCUUUGGAAGGAAAUCAUCGACCAUGUCGAUGGACAUGUACUCAACCCCGCUUGCCACCUCGGUGGCCGGUUUUGACCCGCAAGGCGCAUCUCUCUCCGCCGGCGCAGUGCCACCCGCGGGUUAUGGAUCUUGGGAGCAACCGUAUACCUACACCAAGUCGAACGAUGGAGGAUAUGAAUGGAGCUACGACGACAGCCGCGAGCAGUAA
Messenger RNA from Colletotrichum gloeosporioides, 1224 nucleotides. RefSeq lists its product as uncharacterized. Bases 1 to 1224 code for a protein of 407 amino acids. The transcript has 2 exons. The record is from RefSeq and is a predicted model, not a curated record. Gene Ontology annotation, molecular function: zinc ion binding; DNA-binding transcription factor activity, RNA polymerase II-specific. NCBI's taxonomy places the organism in Eukaryota, Fungi, Ascomycota, Sordariomycetes, Glomerellales, Glomerellaceae. Gene Ontology annotation, biological process: regulation of DNA-templated transcription.